Molecule: messenger RNA, 1985 nt
Organism: Lotus japonicus
Lineage: Eukaryota; Viridiplantae; Streptophyta; Magnoliopsida; Fabales; Fabaceae
Exons: 13
Coding region: 298-1572 (424 amino acids)
Cellular component (GO): membrane
Source: RefSeq, a predicted model, not a curated record
GUCAAAAGGACAAGACAAAAGAAAUAUAUUUGAUAUGUAGCAGUGUGCAAAGUGUUAGGAACAUUUGCCGCACAUGGCAUGAGGGAGCAUCAUGACAUCACAAGUGUGGACACCAACAAAUUGCUUUCUUUGAAUCCAACGGAUUUGAACACCAGGUGCAUUAUAUUAUCAUCUCAAUGUUUUGCUUCUGAAGCUGUGGCUUGGGAGCACUUCUUUUCAACUAGUACAAGAAGGACCAACAGCUUCAUACUCUUGCUCUAGCUUCAGAGUGUGCACCCUUGCCCAAAAUAUAUAAGAAUGAGUGCAUCUGAGGUAACAAGUGAAGCAGCAGCAGUAGUACAUAUUCAGGUAAGUGACAGGCCGAGCACUGAGGAAGUAACAGCUUCAUUGGAUGAUUAUGCAGCAGAAAGAAAGAAAUCGCUGCAAGCUCGCUAUUAUUUUGGCAUCAUAUUCUUGAUAAUGAACCUUGUUGCCUGGUUUUUCCGCGACUAUGGGCAAAGCCUUCUUCUACCUUGGGUUCAUUAUAUCAAAGUUUGUGGAAAUGAAGGAGAAGAUUGUUUUCAUUCAUUGGGAGUUCUUCGUGUGAGUUUAGGAUGCCAUAUAUUUUUCUUGAUUAUGUUUCUCACCACAGUCAAUACAAGGAAAUUAUGUGAAGGUAGAAAUUCAUGGCACUCUGGAUGGUGGGAACUAAAGUCUAUUUUAUUGCUAGUAUCAAUGACACUCCCAUUCUUAUUCCCUUCGGAAUUCGUUCAAAUAUAUGGUGAGAUUGCUCGUAUUGGUGCAGGGAUUUUUCUUCUUUUGCAACUUGUGAGUGUCAUUCAUUUUAUCACUUGGUGGAAUAAGUACUGGACUCCAGAUGAAGAAAGGAAGCAGAGUUGGCACAGGUGCUCCGUUGGACUCUCUAUGUCAACUAUGUUCUAUGUUGCUGCUAUAUGCGGCGUUGUGUAUAUGUACACAUCAUAUGCCUCAAGAUCUUCAUGCUCUCUCAAUAUAUUUUUCAUCACUUGGACAGCGAUUCUGCUUCUUGUAAUGAUGAUUAUAUCCUUAAACUCAAAGGUUAACAGAGGCCUUUUAUCCUCUGGAAUCAUGGCAUCCUACAUUGUUUUCCUUUGUUGGUGUGCUAUCAGAAGUGAACCUGCCACCAUAAGAUGUGAGACUCAAAACCAAGAAAAAGGAAAUGGUGGUUGGAUAACUAUAGUUGGCUUCCUUAUUGCUAUAUUUGCAAUUGUGAUGGCAGCCUUUUCCACAGGCAUUGAUUCAAAAUGCUUUCAGUUUUCCAAGAACAAAGUUGAACAUGAAGAUGAUAUUCCUUACAACUAUGGUUUUUUUCACAUGGUAUUCUCCUUGGGAGCUAUGUACUUUGCAAUGUUAUUCAUCAGUUGGGAUCUGAAUAACUCAGCCAGGAAGUGGAGCAUUGAUGUUGGUUGGCUAAGUACAUGGGUGAAAGUUAUCAAUGAGUGGUUUGCAGCAACAAUUUACAUUUGGAUUCUGAUUUCCCCAGUUGUGAGACAGAAUAAAGUUAUAGGUGAUGAUAGAACUGUGCAGGAGAUGACUGACUCAGUGAUGGCAUGACUGAAAUUAUCAAUAUUCUUUCCUUUUUUAAUUUUUUAUAUUCCUUAUAUUCUUCAAUUCAGUUAAUCUCCAAUGAUUGAAACUUGAAAGGCAAAACCCACGAAUGAAUCAAAAUAAUAAAAGAUUUUGCUUUGGGUUAAAUAGAAGACUGAAAUAUGUUUUCCACGCUAGAAGCACCGGUUUUCAUUUCUCAUUUUAUCCUUGUGACUAAUGCACAAGCACUGACUUAAUCUUGUAUUAUUAUUGUUUUUAUUUCAGCACUAACUUUGUCUUGUUUUUUUUAUUAGCAACUUUGUCUUGUAUUAUUAUCCUCUUGUAAAAAUACUAUAAAACAAAAGGCCCGCACACUUUCCUGCCUUUUAUAGGCAAUUGUAGUAUUUAAGGCGUCUUUGAAUGGUAGUCCUCUUUUAUGU